UGGGCAUUGAAGGAGGAAAGGCUGAUCUCACAUCUGGGCUUGCUACUUUUUCCAAGUCAUGCGCCCGCCCACAAGAGGGUUCAAAAGGCUUGGUUUCCACCUCCGGUGUCGAGUAGCCGCCAUCUUUGUAUCCGUUCAAAUACAAAAAUAAUAUUUAUUUUCAUUCACUAAGGUGAGGAGAAAAUAAUUUGGUAUAGGAACUUAUGUCCGCAGCCUAAGAGCAUUCAUUUGAAGCCUUAUCAAGGUAAGAACUACACAACGUUAACUUGCUUCCAUUCGGGAUUCCGCCUGCAGCUAGCUAGCUAACGUUUGCUGUUAUUAAAGUUAGCCAGGCAUUAGCUAACUAUGUGGAGCACAUCUUAAGUCUGGCUGGCAACGAGACCGAGUACCUCAGUAACGUGGUAGUUUCGAAGUUGGCACAUUGUGAGAAAAUCCAUCCAUCACGCGCACAAAAUGUCGCUGGUGGAUUUGGGGAAGCGGCUACUUGAGGCUGCACGGAAAGGCCAGGACGAUGAAGUCAGGACACUCAUGGCCAAUGGGGCUCCCUUCACCACAGACUGGCUGGGCACAUCUCCGUUGCACCUGGCCGCCCAACACGGACACUAUUCCACCGCCGAGGUGCUGCUCAGAGCAGGUGUCAGCAGGGACGCCCGAACCAAAGUCGACAGGACCCCUCUGCAUAUGGCCGCUUCAGAGGGCCACAACGUCAUCGUGGAUCUAUUAGUCAGGAGUGGAGCAGAUAUUAAUGCCAAAGACAUGCUGAAGAUGACUGCUCUCCACUGGGCCGCCCAGAACGGCCACCAAAGGGUAGCAGAGACGCUCGUCAAACAUGGCGCAGAUGUUCACGCUCUCAGUAAAUUCGAUAAGACUCCAUUCGACAUCGCAGGAGACAUCCAGAAUGCAGACCUUAUGCUCCUACUACAGGAAGGAAUGCAGAACCAGGUGAACAUGAACGCAGAGGCUGGCAUGACGGGGAGCUCGGCCCAGCCUCAGUUUAUCAUCCAGGGCAUCCCAGGGCUCCAGGGGGGCGUGGUCAACCUGGCGGACCUCCUCAACAACGCUGCCAAGGCCAACUCUGGUAGGCUCCAGGGGGGCGUGGUCAACCUGGCCGACCUCCUCAACAACGCUGCCAAGGCAAACUCUGCAGGUGAAUCUGAGGAAGCCAUAGCAGCCAAUUCUUUGGACCCCGGCAGCAUCCAGCACAUGGUGAACGAGCAAGGUCAAAGGGUUAUCACCAUAGUGACCGACCAACACGGCAACCUGCAGACUGGAGGGCUUGGUCAGCCAUUCUUUGUCACCAUGCAGCACGGACAACAGAUGUUGGCGAUGCCAGCCAAUCAGGUGAUAGAGGAGGUGGUUGAUGAGGAACCCCAGCCCCCGCUCUCCCGCAAGAGGAAACUGGAGGCCUCGGCCAACCACAUGGAGUCUGGAGACACGGAGCAGUUACAGAGGCAGCUGCAGGAGGCCAACCGGAAGGCCCAGGAGUACCGGCAGCAGCUGAUGUGCAAGGAGCAGGAAGCAGAGCAGUACCGCAUGAAGCUAGAGGCAAUGUCACACAGCCAUACCAACGGCACCUCGGAGCAGGAGGAGGUGGUUGGGGGUGAUGAGGACGAGGUGCAGGAAGAGUUGAUGCUCCAGGAGGGAGACAUAAUCAUCAAGACGGAGGAGCUGGUGACGCUGGUGGACUCGGCGCCCUCCCACACCGAGGUCAUCUCAUAAUGUCAGACUGAUGUCACUGACUGAAGGAGAAAUGGACACGUGGACUCGCGCAACAGGCCAGCCUGUUGGUGUUUUCAUAGCUCUUUUGUUAAUUAUUUUCCUGCUAUGUUUUGUUUUUGUACUAUAUUUACUUUUUCUGCCGUUUUAUUUUCCUCUAUUUGUGUUUAUAUUUUUUACAAAUAGCGACACGAGGAGCUGAAUAUAUUGAUUGAGGAGCAGGAACGGGACCUGCUCAGCCUGUGACUCAGUAAGCUUGCCUAGCUGAAGAAUGUCUAUGCUCGCUGGGAAAAACGGGGUCUCGGGCACUCUGUCUCAGAUAUCUAUGAUGUCUGACACAUGUCAAUGGUGUGUGUGUGUGUGGGGAAAUAGAUUUUUCAUGGUUCCAACAGCAUGUCCUAAGGUGACCAAGAUGCAAAUCCAAAGUUUAUUAGACACGUCCAUCCAUAGAACCAGAGGACAGGUCUGUGGAGAGAACACUGUUUUGUUCAACUCCUUCAGGUCUCAAAAGUCUCCCUCUGCCUCAGUCUUCCAUCCAUCCAACCACCCACCACGGGCAAUGGGAUUGGUACUUAAGCAUGCCCAUUUCCUAUUUCAAAAUAAUCCUCUUACAUGAGAAAUGACAACGCAUGUAGUUGGCAACAGUCAUUCUCAGCAUGUAUUGGGCUCAUCAUUCACAGUGUAAUAAUGAAUUUUUUCAAAGUUGUGAAUGGCAGUGUUUUGACUUUCAUGGCACCACGUUAAGCUUUGUCCUCUAGUUGUCGUCGGGGCCACUUCCAUAGUGCGGUAGUGAUUGUAGGUUUACUCUUGCACAAGUCACAACACUCCUCCCGCUGAUGUUGAUACAAAGAUGAACUUCCCAUCGUUUUAAUGCCCCCGUGGCUUUAAUCACUAGUAGCCCCACUCCCCAGAGACGGACAGGAAUAAGGGUGUCAGAUUAGGUGACUGUGUCCUUCUGACAAUUACUGCUUCUCAUGUCCCGACACUUGUUUCUAUCACAGUCACUGUUCCGUGACACUUUUUAGUAUUCUCCCAAACUGAAUGAGAAUGUGAUGGACAUACCUUGGACAUCGUCUGGGUUAACAUUUAUCACUCGGGUGAAUGGAACGUAAUCUCUGCACGCUAUUCAGUAAGGGCCAAAUGUAAACUUGAGAUGCCAACCCUGAUUUUAAAAUUGUGCCUAAAUUUUGCAUUGAUGACAUGGGGGGGAUUUCCAUGGAAAUUAAGAUUAUGCUUGUGGAUCUCAAGUUCUGAUAUGUCCAUAGUGUAUCAGAUACUUUUUCCCAGGUGUACGUUUUUCAUUAGACACACUAAAGUUUUUUUUGUUUAUUGAAACAACAAACUCAUAAAAUUAACGAUGUUGAUACACUAUGUACAAAAGUAUGUGCACACCACCUCAAAUGAGUGGAUUUGGCUACUUCAGCCACACCUGUUGCUGACAGGAUAUAACAUUGAGCACACAGACAUGCGGUCUCCAUAGACAAACAUUGGCAGUAGAAUGGCCUUACUGAAGAGCUCAGUGGCUUUCAACGUUUCAAUGUCAUAGAAUGCCAACUUAACAAGUCAGUUCAUCAUUUCUGCCCUGCUAGAGCUGCUCCAGGCAGCUGUAAGUCCUGUUAUUGUGAAGUGAAAAUGUCUAGGAGCAACAACGGCUCAGCCGUGAAGUGGUAGGCCACACAAGCUCAUAGAACGGGAGUGCUGUAGCGCGUAAAAAUCGCCUAUCCUCUCUUGCAGCACUCACUACCAAGUUCCAAACUACCUCUGAAAGCAAUGUCAGCAUAAGAACUGUUCGUCGGUAGCUUCAUGAAAUGGGUUUCCAUGGCUGUGCAGCCACGCACAAGCAAGCCUAGGAUCGCCAAGCAUUGGCUGGAGUGGUGUAAAGCUCGCCGCCUUUGGACUCUGGAGCAGUGGAAAUGCGUUCUUUGGAGUGAUGAGUCACGCUUCACGAUUUGGCAGUCUGGGUUUGGCGGAUGCCAGGAGGACGCUACCUGCCCGACUGCAUAGUGUCAACUGUCAAAUUUGGUGGAGGAGGAAUAAUAGUCUCGGACGGGCUAGGCCCCUUACUUCCAGUGAAGGGAAAUCUUAACGCUACAGCAUACAGUGACAUUCUAGAUGAUUCUGUGUUUCCAACUUUGUAGCAAAGGGGGGGGACCAACUCCAUAUUAAUGCCCAUGAUUUUAGAAUGAGCUGUUUGACGAGCAGGUGUCCACAUACUUUUGGAAGUGUGUGUGUACACACAUUUUUAGCAUUAAAAUGUUUAUGUACUCUGAUCCUUGGUCAGUUUUUGAGAGGAGCGUGCAUCUUCUAUAAUUGAUUUCUCACCAUGGCUAACUGGGUGGAUGAAAUACACCACCCAAUUUUUGGUUUCAGAAUUGAAAUCCCUUCAGAUAACCCCUUUACUUACCAGCCCCAAUACCUCUACUGCCCCUUUUGAAGUUAUUGGAGGAAGAGGCCUGCUGUUUUAGGCCUGCUGUUUUGCUGGAAUACCGUUCCUCUGGCCUAUGGCGCUCUCCACUCACCCAUUGUAAACAAAGACUUGUCUCUUCCUUUGUUCAGAAGUCAAUAUUCUUCAUGACUAAUAGUUAUAUUUUAUAAGCUCUCCGCAAGCCUUUUUCUUAUGUACAUAUAAAAUUGUAUUUUUUUAAGUGUAUCUGAAUGCUAUGGGAUGUAAACUGCCUAUAUAUGAAAUAUAUAAGCACAUCUUUCGUUUAGCAUCUCUUUGCCAUAUUGUAUAGUUGAACAUGUUUAGUAUGCACCAAUUUGAUGAAAUAAUCAUAUUUACCAUGAUUUGAUUGUUGUAGCUUUACCUGUCGUUUCGCAACCGCUCUCACAGUUGCGGCUACUUGACCGAGCCAUGAAUGACUGUGUGUACUUUGAUUGCUUCGAUUAAAAAACGGUGAAAACUGUCUUUAAAAUGUUAGAACCGGUAUCUGCCACAUGCUUUACCGUGUGUGUUGGAUAACCUCAGUCUUCUCAGAGAUGGAGAACUCGUGGCUCAGUACAAUUUCCUCUGUUUUAUGCAUUGUUCCAUAUGUUGACCAGCAGGUGGCACUACACUUUAACGGCUGUUUUGGAUUUGCAAUGUUACACUGCUGCUCAUGGCACUGCAGUGAAUUUCCCUCUUGUGAAGCCUCAAAAUGUUUAAUCAUUGACUUUUAUCAUAAAGCAUCUCACCAAAGCAUAUUAUAGUAGAAUAUACCUGAUCCAGAAUUCUUACUAGAUCUCUCUAUUGGGAUACAGUAUAGCAGUGUUUUAGUGAUAACAGACAUCACAGCAGACCCCAUUUUGAAAUAAACAGAACACUAUUAAGGACUUUCCUCUUGACCAUUUUGAGAAGAUAAGGAACGAUGAUCUUGCCACAAGAAUGGAGUUGUGUAAUGAUUAAUGUACGAUGGUUUUGUAUAAUUGUUUUUCUAUUUCAAGAGAAGUGUAUGGACUAUUUUUAAGCAUCAAAUAAAUGCUAACUCUUAUGAGAA
Messenger RNA from Salvelinus fontinalis (brook trout), 5192 nucleotides. Its product is annotated as GA-binding protein subunit beta-2-like. The coding region runs from base 454 to 1719 and encodes 421 amino acids. The transcript has 8 exons. The record is from RefSeq and is a predicted model, not a curated record. Gene Ontology annotation, molecular function: transcription cis-regulatory region binding; protein binding. Gene Ontology annotation, biological process: positive regulation of transcription by RNA polymerase II. Lineage: Eukaryota; Metazoa; Chordata; Actinopteri; Salmoniformes; Salmonidae. Gene Ontology annotation, cellular component: nucleus.